UCAAGUUGUGGUAACGAGAAGCGAUACAUGGGCGAAGGAUCAGUCCCAGUCGACCUAUGGGAGUCCGUGUACGGGACAUGUGGGUUUUGGAGAGUGUUCAUCAAAGGGUUUGCGGCAAAGACAGAGCAGUUGCGAAAGCUUGUGCGCCAAGGUCAGGAUUGGGAAUGGGGAGACAAGCAGGACUCAGUAAUAGAGGGUCUGAAGAAAGAAUUUGAGGAAGGGGGUCUAGUACUGGGGGUACCAGACCAUGCGGCUGUGAUGACCAGACCUUUUAUCGUAGAAACGGACGCAGGGCCGAUUGCCGUGGGAGGGGUACUGAUCCAACGAGACCUCAACGGAGAAGAACGGCCGCUAAGGUUUGAGAGUCGAAUGCUUAACACAACUGAGAGGAAUUACUCUCAGUUUAAGCGCGAGACCUUGGCAGUUCUUCACUGCUUGAGGAUCUUCAGAAACUACCUCUUUGGUAGCAGGUUUACGUUGAGGGUGGACCCAACUGCUCUAGCUGGUUCUCUUAAGAACUUCGCUCCAUCAGAUCCAACCAUUGCCAGGUGGUUGACGUACAUCUGGAUGUUUGACUUCGAAUUGGAGCGUAUUCCUGGGAACAAGAAUAGGGCAGAUGGGUUAAGUUGCGUCGACUGGGACAAUAACAACAAAGGGGUAAUUGAGGAUACUCCGCCGGUCGACGGUUUCCUGGACAAGGAAGAGGAUGUUAAACUCCUCAUUAAGUCCUGGUCAUUGGCUAUAGGUAACUAUGUUACUCCUGGACGACCUAUAUGGCUCGCACCUCUAGGUCAUGUGCGGCGGCCUGAUAUAAUCCUCAAACCUUAUGUUGAGGAAAAUUCUUGGGGAAUGCUAGGAGUGGAGUGGAUGAUGGAGUUGGCCUUGGCAGAUAAGUACCAGCUGCGGGAAGACUUGGUCACAUUAGAGACCGGACCCCAUCAGGUAGAAAAGCAUGAACGGUUGGCAGGUGGAAUGUACCUGUUGGCAAACUCGUUGCUUCAAGAAGAGGUUGCUAGGAUUGAAGGAGACGAGCAAGAUAGAGAGGAGAACGUGAUCCAUGAAGGAGAGGACGAUGAUUUUGAAGAAGGCUUGACACCAUUUGACGAAGCCAUGCCAAGAGGGAAGGGAGGGGCAGGGCCAGUGGAACUCCCUCAGGGGAUAGAUAGACAGAGAAUGCAGGGAUGGACCAGGAAAGAGGACAGGCCACCCAUCUUCAGAGGAGGGAACGUGGAGUUGUUUUUGGUCGAGUUCGAGAAGCAUGCCAACAAGUUCAGAUGGGAUGGAGCCAGGAUGCUGAGAGAGGUACGAGGAGAGGACGAGCAAAACAUUGCACCUGAGACCAAAGUGAGAGGGUUCCUCCAGUUCGUGAGGAGGCCUAUCAGGAUGUUCGUCAGGAGCAUUGUGGAAAGAGCGUUGCAUUGGGGAGAUUGCAGGCGGUUACUGAGGAGCUACUAUACUCCCACACGCCAGGCAGAGGAGAGAAGGAGUAUGGAGAAGAAGAGGAAGGAGCCAGAGGUCACARAGAGGAGGACUUUUGAGCCGGGCAUGACCUCAAGCACUCAGAGGGAUGGACAGAGGAGAGAGCAUAGGUCCCACAGGCAGGAGAGAGGAGAGGAGCAACAUGCUGAGAGGGUUCAAAGGAGAGAGGAACAACAUGUUGACUGGACACAGCAGACAGAGAGGCAGGAUGCAGAAAGGACCCAGAGGGGAGGACCAUCAGGUGGUUCAGAUGCGCCCCCUCAGCCUGCUCAAGACUGCCCUAUGGCAGACAAAGGGCCAGAACUACCUCAAGAGCCACAUGGACAAAAGCAAAGUGAGGAACAGGCUGCAAGGGAGAAGGAACAAGACAGAAAGGAGAGAGCAGUCGUAGAGAGAGAGAUCAGAGUCCAAAUCAGACUCAAGAACAUUGCGGAGCUGCACGAAAAGGUUGAGCAGGGAGAGAAGCCUGUGAUACUAGAAGACAGAAAGAGGAAUGGCUCACCUACUCAAGACGAUGAGACUCCUCUUUUCACGGAAGCUUGGGACAACUUUGAUAAGCUGUUGGAGGCAGCAGGGAGGCCCAAGGAACAGCAUCAGGAGAUGGGGGUUAAGCUGGUCUCUACAUACUUGCUUAGCUUGAAGGGCCUUAUGAAAGAGGGCUUUGCGGCGGCCAAGACUUCUUAUGAAAAGAUGGAGAAGAGGUUGACAAGGGUAGCACGGACGUUUCAUGAGCAGAGAAUGGACUGACAGAAAGAAAUUGAUGACCUCAAGAAGGAGUUGGAGAGGCAGGACAAUGAGAUGGAAGCCAUAAAGAUUGAGGUGGAGAAG
Chara braunii is the source of this 2307-nucleotide messenger RNA. Lineage: Eukaryota; Viridiplantae; Streptophyta; Charophyceae; Charales; Characeae. The record is from the annotation of a GenBank genome assembly.